This is a messenger RNA of Plasmodium knowlesi strain H, 2322 nucleotides long. RefSeq names its product WD repeat-containing protein, putative. The transcript has a single exon. Bases 1 to 2322 code for a protein of 773 amino acids. The record is from RefSeq and is a predicted model, not a curated record. Gene Ontology annotation, molecular function: protein binding. NCBI's taxonomy places the organism in Eukaryota, Apicomplexa, Aconoidasida, Haemosporida, Plasmodiidae.
AUGAAAAAAGAGUUUAAGGAAUACAAUGAAAAGAACUUCCGGAACAUUCAAUUUAUUUACGAUUUUUUGGAUAAGACUGGAAUGAAAAAUAGUGUGGAGGCAUUGAAGAACGAGAGCAAAAUAAAUUACGUAAGGGAUUAUGACAAGUAUUUUUUAGAGAAUGGCAGCAAGUAUGAAGCGGACGAGUAUACGAACAAUCCAGAUGAGAAAGUAGCAGAUAAUUCAAGCAAUGUUCCAAGUGAUAACAGAAGUGACAGUCUCAGUGACAAUUUGAGCGACGACUUUGAAAUUGAUCGCGACUUUUUUAUCCACACGAUUGAGAAAAUGAAGAAUACAGCUUUGUGUAAAGCUAUAGACAUAUUCGAAUGCGCAUUAAAAAGUAGUAACAGCAGUUGUAAGGAUGCCAAGGAAAAGGAGAAAAAAAAAAUGGACAGUGCAGAAAAGGGGAACUGUUUCCAAAACGGCGAGACCUUUCCCGACUAUAAAAAUUUUUUCACAGAAUCUUCAGGUGAUAAUUUCGUAGGGAUGAAAAAAGAGCACAACGCAUAUAGUCAGGAUAACGUGCAAAAUGACUGUACAAAUAUUGGUGAAUAUAUAGGAAUUUCUGACAAAAUAGAAAACCAGACCAAAGGCGACAUGGAUAAUCAUAGCAGAAAAGCUAAAGAUGGAUGCAUACUAAAAAAGCUGGCCGAAAAUUUGAAGGACAUAUCUUCGUUAUCGAAAAACCAUUUGAAGUUUCCCUCAUCAAUAGAUGGGAAGUUACGAGCGGGGGUAAGCAGCAAACAUGACUUAACCCCUACAGGAAAACCGAACGAUGAAGUGGAUGAAAAUACGUCCAAAUACGAGGCGAUGUUGGACCAAGAAAAAAGCAGCAUUGGCAAUUUCCCCUACAUGUUUGAAAGCGUUGAGGGUGCAUAUUCGUCCUGCGAGAAGGGAAAAAAUUACUACUUGAGUGGGAAAAAGAGCAAAAGUAUGAAUGGGGAAGGCGGCAGAACGGUACCUAACAACGCAGGAACGGACAGCCAUAACGCAAGGGACGUGCAGAACUGGGACAGCUUCUUCACGUACGAAAGGGAAAUCUGCAGAGAGUUGAAAGUAAAAUACAGCGGCGGUGCAAAAGGCAAAAACGAAAACAACAACGGGGAUGACAACUACAUCGGAUCGACGUCCAACAUUUUAGUUGUAAAAUAUGUGGACAUAUAUAACCUGGACACAUGUCAAAAUAUGAGAUUCGAGAAUAUAAUUUUUUUCAAACAUUUUUUCCCAAUCCUGCUGCUGGUAGGGUACGCAGAUGGCAACGUGAAACUUCUUUUAAUACUCUACGAGAAAAGCGACAAUGAAAAUAAUGCAGAGGAAUGCAUUCACAUAAUCAAAGAGUUGGACCAUCUAUCCCUAAGCUCACCCAUAAUGUUUAUCGAUAUAAACUACAAGGAUAAUAUAUUUAUCGUGUCCACAAUGAAUGGAGAUAUAUUUAUAUGCAAGAUAAAUAUGAGCAAUCUAUCCAUUUUAACAGAAAAUGUUGAAUUAAAUCACUCCAUUGAUGAUAUAAAGAAGAAUGUGAGAACGGACGAAAGAUAUAUUAGCAUUAUAAGAAAUUUAACGUAUCAUAAUAAGUACUCCAUCAAGUGUGUAUUUAAUCAGGAUUAUUCACUUUUCUGUUCCAUAGCAAAUGAUAAAAAUUUAAUUAUUUACGAAAAAAUUACGAGUGAAAAUGAUAUGUCCGUAAUUUAUGAAAAAAAAAAAGUUAUAGGAUUGCCUCAAGUACCAACAAGUGUUCUGUGGGUCAAGGAAAAUAACAACAAAGAAAUGAUAAUCACCAGCAUGCUAAGUAGCAAUCAUGUACUUUGUAUAAACAGCAAGACCUACAACGUAGUGGAUAAAAUUUACCUAUUUGAAGAAACAGACAAAUAUAAUAUCCUCAAUUUAGAAUAUAAUAAAAAUAAAAACAUUUUGGUGAUAUGCACGGAUACGUCUAUCAUUUUUGUCUACUCCUUUAUUAGCAAAUCGAUUAUUAGAAAAAUUUAUGGAUGUGUUUUAAAUUCCCUUUCUUUUCCAACAAUUGAGGUAGACAUAAACGGAAAUAACAUUUAUAUCACGUCAGACGAUAAAGCGAAUGGUACCCACAUUUUAAUUUUUGACAUAAAAAGCGGAAACAUCAUUGAUGCUAUUAAUAAUGGCUAUAAAAUCAGAUGCUUUCAAUUGUUAAAAAGUUAUAUUUGCCCAUUUUCCAGUGAAACCAAUUCGAAUAACAUUGAAGAAAAUAAGAAAUCCUUGCUUAUCUUGGGAUCCUUUGACAAGAAAAUACAUUUUUACUCUAACUAA